ACAUCACUGUCCCAUUUGAACACUAGUGGAUUUUUUACAACAAACUUUAUGAGGGCAUAAAUACACUGUGAAGCAUUACUCAGAAUGACCAACUCCUUAAACAGAUGUCUACAAGAUGAUCAUGGGUAAUGAAUGUAAAGACAACUGGAAUAAACUGCGGAAAGCGUACAUCCAGGCUAAACACCGUAGAGCCACAAAAUCAGGUCAGGCAGCAGAGAGUUUGAGCAAAUGGAAAUUUGAAGAUGAAAUGGCUUUUUUGAAUCCAACUCUCGUAACAAGGAAAACUCGAGGAAAUGCGGAAGACAGCCCCAAUAAUGAAGAUUAUGAUGGAACACGAGAAGAAACUGGCUUAUGUCCGAUUGAUGAAACAGACUCACAAGUGGCCUUGUCAAAAAGUUCCCAAUCCAAUCCACCAAGAAACGACCUACUGAAAAGUGCAGUCCCUACAAUGGCGCAGGCCAUCGACAAUCCCACUGUUAAUGUAUCAGAUUCUCCAACAACUUUUACUCAACCUUCAGCGAAGCCCGUUCAAAACAAACUGUCGGAACAUACAAUGCAGACGAAGUACUUGUUUGAUGCUGCUAUACGUCAGGCCAAUGUGACCGCAGCUUCACGUCUGACGUGGCCCCACGCUGCCUGA
Schistocerca serialis cubense is the source of this 640-nucleotide messenger RNA. RefSeq lists its product as uncharacterized. The record is from RefSeq and is a predicted model, not a curated record. Bases 116 to 640 code for a protein of 174 amino acids. The transcript has 3 exons. Lineage: Eukaryota; Metazoa; Arthropoda; Insecta; Orthoptera; Acrididae.